AUGGUGGAAAAUGAAGGGUGCUUUGGGGUUUUUGGGGCCUGGGUUUACGAUUUUGCGAAGGAAGGACCCGAAAUUGCAAAAGAAUUAGGAAAAAUUGCUAGCCUUCCUCUACCACUGCAGCACCCACUAGUAGCCACCCUAUCCAGUGGCGACUUAUUUUUCUGUGAGAUGGCCGAUUUUUCGGAGCUCUUUGUAGAGCUCACCACCAUAGGCAUACUCCAAAAUCAA
Molecule: messenger RNA, 228 nt
Organism: Ilex paraguariensis (yerba mate)
Lineage: Eukaryota; Viridiplantae; Streptophyta; Magnoliopsida; Aquifoliales; Aquifoliaceae
Source: the annotation of a GenBank genome assembly